Molecule: messenger RNA, 1680 nt
Organism: Impatiens glandulifera
Lineage: Eukaryota; Viridiplantae; Streptophyta; Magnoliopsida; Ericales; Balsaminaceae
Product: berberine bridge enzyme-like 18
Exons: 2
Coding region: 1-1590 (529 amino acids)
Molecular function (GO): FAD binding; oxidoreductase activity
Source: RefSeq, a predicted model, not a curated record
AUGUGUUCUUUAAGAAAUGUGAUAACACUUUAUAUUUUUGCAUUCACUUUGCUUUCAUUUUUAUGUGUUGCUUCUGGAGAAAACUGUCAAAAAUUUCUUGACUGUAUCUCAAAUCAUUCACCAAAUUCUUCUAUAAUUUCGAAAAUUGCCUUUACACCUACAAAUCCUUUGUAUUUAUCGGUCUUGAACUCCUCUAUACAUAACCUAUAUUUCGAGUUGCCCUCUACUCCGAAGCCUCUAUUGGUUUUCACACCCUUGUAUGAUUCUCAUGUACAAGCGGCCAUUCGUUGUUCCAAAAUUCAUGGGAUACAUAUUAGGUUCCGGAGUGGGGGUCAUGAUUACGAGGGUCUCUCUUAUGUUUCUCACGUCCCUUUUGUGGUUCUUGAUCUCAUUAAUUUUCAGUCUAUUGAAGUUAACCUUAAAAGUAGCACUGCUUGGGUCCAAUCGGGAGCGACUAUUGGUCAACUUUAUUAUAAAAUAGCCGAGAAAAGUAAGACUCUAGCAUUUCCUGCUGGAUUUUGCCCCACAGUCGGUGUUGGUGGACAUUUUAGUGGUGGAGGAUAUGGGAUGUUGUUGCGUAAAUAUGGUCUUGCUGCUGAUAACGUUGUCGACGCUCGUAUGAUUGAUGCAAAUGGAAAUAUUUUGAAUAGAAAAACGAUGGGUGAGGAUUUGUUUUGGGCCAUAAGAGGAGGCGGAGGAAGUUUUGGUGUCAUUCUUGCAUGGAAAGUAAAAUUGGUUAGCGUUCCACCUACCUUUCCAAAUUUCUCCAUUCGGAAAACUUUAGAUAAAAACACAACAAAUCUUAUUCAUCGGUGGCAAUAUGUUGCGCACAAGUUUCCUAAAGAGCUACUCGUUAGAAUAGUUAUCGUUAGGGUAAACUCGACGAUAAAUGUUUAUUUCAGUUCCUUGUACCUCGGAGGAGUUGAUGACCUUCUCCGUGUAAUGAAAGAAAGUUUCCCAGAGCUUGGGUUGACGAAAACAGAUAUCUCCGAAAAGAGUUGGGUCAAAUCUAUCCUUUCCUUUGAGAAUUUUAACAAGGAACCACUCGAGAUUUUGCUAAAGCGAACUCAACCCACCACACCAUAUUUCAAAGCAAAAUCCGAUUACGUGCAAGAGCCAAUCCCCAUAUCUGGAUUGGAAGGGAUUUGGAACAUAUUAUCGGAGGAUGGUGCUAAUAAUUCUGUUAUGAUCUUCACCCCAUACGGCGGCAUAAUGGAUGAAAUAUCAGAAUCGACGAUUCCCUUCCCACAUAGGGCCGGAAACUUGUACAAAAUACAAUACGUGGCUGAUUGGUACAACGCAAGCGAAGUCUUGGCCACCAAUCGCAUAAGUUGGAUCCGAAGACUUUAUAGCUACAUGAAACCUUAUGUUUCAAAGAACCCGAGAGCUGCGUAUCUAAACUAUAGAGAUCUCGACAUAGGAGCAAACAAUGGAAGGAACGCAAGCUAUGCACAAGCAAGUGUUUGGGGGAUGAAGUACUUCAAGAACAACUUUAAGAGGCUGGUGAAGAUUAAGAGUAGGGUUGACCCAUCAAACUUAUUUUGGAAUGAGCAAAGCAUUCCAGCUCUUCCCAAGUAUGAUCAAGAAUAAAGGUGACUAAUUAAGAAACAAUGGCUCUAUAUACAGUUCUUGGUUUAAUAAUAUGACUUAUCCCUAGCUAUUCCAUAUAGAAAAAUGUCU